AUGCGUCAUAAUAGUGAUGUAAUUCUGUUAUCAACUUUGGCUACACCAAUGCAUUUAUUUCGAGAAAAAGUUAUGAAAAUAAUUUACCGGUUAUUCAUUAUUAGUGCUAUUGAAUUUCUGGCUGCUGUGGUUGAACAUUAUAUUUGGAACAUCAGUGUGAAACGUCAGACAUCCCGUAUGAGUGUUUUCCUCUUUCGAUCACUUGUUCAACGUAGCAUUCCUUAUAUGGAUACUCAUUCAACUAGUCGACUCAAUGCUAAACUAUUUGCAUAUGGAAAAGAACUGUAUCCAACUCGUUGGAGUAGUAUACGCCAAGGUGCAGUGUUUGGGAUUUAUACUGGAUGGAUAUCUUUCAUAGUCUACAUAGUUUAUGCAAUUGGUUUUAUCUUUGGUUCUCUACUUAUGUCAAGCAAAACUCAUAAUUUGAAUAUUAGUGAUAUUCUUGUCGUCGUAUGUACUUUUACACAAUGUUUGUUGUUCUUCAGUAAUAUGGGUACUUUCUUUCAAUCAUUUUCAGAGGCUCGAGGUGCAGCAUCAUCGGUAUUUCGACUUAUCGAGGAGGGAAAUGACACAAGUAUUAAUGAAACAGAUGUAUGGAAAGAGAAUACAGAAUCAAUUUGUAAUAUAAAUGGGGACAUUGAAUUUGACAACGUCAACUUUAUAUAUCCAUCUCGAAAGGAUACACCGGUUCUGCGUAAUCUUUCUCUUAUUGCUCGUGCUGGUCAGACAACUGCUAUUGUUGGUGCAAGUGGCUGUGGAAAAAGUACAUGCAUAUCACUUUUUCUUCGUUAUUAUGAACCCUCAUCUGGUCAAAUAACGAUCGAUGGUCGACCGAUAACAGACUAUAAUGUUCAACACUUUCGACAAAAUAUUGGAGUUGUUUCUCAAGAACCUAUUCUGUUUGACAUGAGUAUUUACGAAAAUAUUCGUUUUGGUAAAGUGAAUGCAACACAAGCAGAAAUAGAACAAGCAGCACGAGAAGCAAAUGCACAUAACUUCAUCAUGCAAUUACCAAAUAAAUAUGAAACACUUGUUGGUGAACAUGGUAUACAAUUGAGUGGUGGUGAAAAACAACGUAUUGCAUUAGCUCGUGCUCUUGUCACGCAACCAGCAUUUCUUUUAUUGGAUGAAGCAACAAGUGCACUUGAUAAUGUUAACGAAAAAAUCGUUCAAGAGGCGCUUGAUCGAGCAUGCAAAAAUCGUACAACUAUUGUUAUUGCUCAUCGUUUGACUACAAUUCAAAAUGCCCAUCAAAUAUAUGUAGUAGAUAAUGGAAGUGUGCUUGAGCAAGGUACACAUGAAACAUUGAUGGCAAAAGAAAAUGGCAAAUAUCAAGCAAUGGUGAAACGUCAACAAAUAGAAAGAGUCUAUAAUGAUCAAGAUGAUAUGAUAAGCAUACAAAAAGAAACAGAAGAAGAUGAAAAGUCGAUAUAUCAACUCUCUCGUUUACUUAGCGAUAAUCAAACUGUUGAUAUGAACAAACCAAGUUCAAAGCCACUCAGACAAAGAUUUGCUUUUUUAAGACUCUUGUCAAUGAAUAGUCCUGAGUGGAUCACCCUAUUGAUUGGUUGUAUAUCGUGUGUACUUAAUGGAGCAGCUCAACCAUUAUUUGCAUUUUCACUUGCCAGAAUAGUUAAUUAUACUGCUUUCGCCAUAGCAGGAUCAAGAUUGACAGAACGUAUUCGACUAAAAGCUUUAACAUGUCUUCUUCGUCAGGAAGUUGCCUAUUUCGAUCGACCUGAAAAUAGUUCUGGUGCAAUUAGCGUUCGUCUUUCUUCUGAUGCAUCAGCUAUUCAAGAGAUGACUGGUACAAGAUUAGGAGCUAUGUCUGAAGCUUUGGCACUCUCGUUUUUUGGAAUUCUAUUUGGAUGUUUUAUAAGUUGGCAAUUAACAUUGAUCGUGUUUGGUACAUCGGGAUGUGGCAAAUCAACAAUUAUUCAAUUAUUGGAACGAUUCUAUGAUGUUACAAGUGGUCAACUAUUUCUUGAUGGCGUUAAUAUUCAACAGCUAAACUUGCAAUGGGUUCGCUCUCAAUUUGGUCUUGUUAGUCAAGAACCAAUUUUGUUCGAUUUAACAAUUGCUGAAAAUAUAGCAUAUGGCUUAGAAAAUGUUCCAAUGGAAGACAUUAUCAAUGCAGCACGUAGAGCUAAUAUUCAUCAAUUUAUUGACCAAUUACCUCAGGGUUAUGAAACAAAAGUAGGAUUGAAAGGUAGUUUUCUGUCAGGUGGUGAGAAGCAACGUAUUGCUAUUGCUCGAGUUCUUAUUCGUCAACCUAAAGUAUUGCUCUUAGAUGAAGCGACAAGUGCUAUGGAUUUACACAAUGAACAACUUGUACAAGAAACUCUUGAACAAGCUCAAACAGAAGAUUCUACUCGAACAUCACUUAUCAUUGCUCACCGUCUUUCAACUAUUCGUUCAUGUGAUUUGAUUUGUGUACUUGAUAGAGGACAUAUAGUGGAAAGUGGUACUCAUACAGAAUUGACACAACGACGUGGCGCUUACUAUAAAAUGCUUUCUCAAAAUAAUACAUGA
Rotaria sp. Silwood2 is the source of this 2532-nucleotide messenger RNA. The record is from the annotation of a GenBank genome assembly. Lineage: Eukaryota; Metazoa; Rotifera; Eurotatoria; Philodinida; Philodinidae.